ACAGAUAAUAAGUGGACGGUGGGCAUGGCUUCGCGCGGCAUGAAUCGAGGUAAGCCUCCGGCGUCGCUGCAAUGACAAGGCUGCCGACUAUCCUCGGAUGACUGCGUCUCGAAUACAACUUCAAGGAUGACUGCCGCAACCACGGCUCUGCUGUGCCAACAAUGUACCACCGGUACACUUCAAUCCUUCCAUCAUGGACUGAGCUGGGAAUGGAGGCCCAGAAAGCGCAUGGCUUCCGGCUUAUCUCCCUCGCCUUCACCCUCCUGGAGGACUUGGAGAGCUGAACUUCCGCGGUCUCACAGGGGUCCUCUCUUCACUUCUAGCACCACCACCACCACCACGUCUACGCGUGCGUCCUCGGCUACGACAGGAACCACCGCCGAAGAGAAGGAAGAGCCAACCAUCGACGAGCUCCUCACCAAUCUUGAAAAGAGCGAAGCUGGGGCUUCUGAUACUGCUGCUGGAACUCAGAGACGAAGACCACCGGCAGGUACGCCGUCAAGGAUCACACGGACCUUCCCCGUGCAAGACGAGGACUUGGUUGCGGACAAGGUCCUGACUGGACGAAUCAAGUCCAUCAUGACGUUUGGUGCCUUCGUGGAUCUCGGUGCUAGAGUAGACGGCUUGCUCCACAUUUCGAAGCUGGGUGAGGGGUUCGUCAAGGCUGUGGAGGACGUUGUACAGGUCGGGCAGGAGGUGCAAGUUCAGAUACUCGAGGCGGACUUGCAGAAUAGACGCGUGAAGCUCAAGCUGUACGAUCCCACUCCCAAGCCAGAACCAACAAGAGCACCCUCUUCUGGUGCUCCGGCCACAGGCGGUCGAGAGGCCUUCCGUGGAAAGAUUGCCGGAAGGGGUGCUCCAGGGGCAGCAGGCCAAAACCGACGAGCAGCGACUGACAAGCCGAAGACGUCAAACUACCAAAAGGGACAGGCUGCGACAGGUGUUGUCAAGAACUUGACAAGAAGAGGCUGUUUUGUGGAGCUCCCUGGAGGCGAAGAAGGCUUCAUGCAUGCGAAUGAGAUCAGCGUGGCCGGGGAGAAUGUUCCCAUUGAGACCCUCGUUAAAGUGGGACAGGAAGUGAAGGUGAAGGUGCUCCGCAUCAUCGAGGGAAGAAUCAAUCUGACCAUGAAGGAAGAGCUGGACCUGAAGAAGGUGAAUGAGGAGUUUAAUGGAAGCAUGACCGCCACCAACGCAUUUGAGCUUGCUUUCCGAAAAAAUGCUGCCAUCAGGAAGUAUUUAGAGGAGUCAGGGAGGCUUCCAGUUGUGGAGGCAGCCGACAAGAAGAGCAAGAAAACGAAGGCGGAAGAGGCACAUGUGAACGCUGAAGCACCAGAAGACCCGGCAUCGACGGCUGACGAGGCCGAAAUUGUGAAAGAGGAGGCCCCUGCCUCACAAGAAAAGGAACCUUCCGUGGAACAAGAGGCUACGGAAACAGUAAGUGCAGUCCGAGAGGAGUUGCCCAAGGAAGAGGAGGAGGAGCUAUCGGAACCAAAGGAUGUGGUUGCUGCUGAUGCUGUACCAGACGUGGAAGAUAAGCGUGUGGAAAAAGAGCCACAGGAAGCCGUCGAAAACGUGGAAAAGCCUGGGGACGAGGAGGUGCCGGUAGCAGAGGUUGAAAAUGAACUUGUUGAGAACAAGGAAGAGCCAGCAGAGGUGACAAGUGCAGCUGUCCAAGACAAGGAACCUCAGCAGAAAGAGGACGUGAAAGAGGAAGAAGAUGAAGUUUCGGAGACAAAGACGGAAAAAGCGCUGGAGGAUGAUAAAUCUGCCGACGAUGAAAAGGCAAAAGAGGCGAUUGCCGAAGUGAAAGAGAAUGUGGAGGAGACAAAGGAAGAAAGUACGACGAAGGAAGAGAUGCUGGCCACGGAAGCAGAGUCUGUCGGCACAGUGAUUUCCGCGGCAUUGGUGAAGUCUCUCAGGCAGCAGUCAGGAGCAGGCAUGAUGGACUGCAAAAAGGCUCUGGUGGAAACAAACGGAGAUUUUGAGUUGGCCAUCGAGUAUCUGAGGAAAAAGGGGCUGGCUGGUGCGGAUAAAAAGGCUAGCAGGAUCGCCGCCGAGGGAGCAAUCGGGAGCUACAUUCAUGACGGUCGGAUUGGUGUCCUGCUAGAAGUCAACUGCGAGACAGAUUUUGUGUCUAGGGGCGAGCUCUUCACGCAGCUGGUGGAGGACUUGGGAAUGCAGCUGGCUGCAUCUCAACAGGUUGAAUACGUGUCUGUGGACGAUAUUCCGGCCGAGGUGAAGAGCAAGGAGUUCGAGAUUGAGAUGCAAAGGGAAGACAUACAGAGCAAGCCCGAGGCUGUACGUGCCAAGAUUGUGGAGGGACGAGUUGCGAAGAGGCUCGCGGAGCUAGCGCUGCUUGAGAAAACGUUCAUCAAGAAUGACAGUCUUCUCGUCAAGGAUCUGGUUAGGCAGACAAUUGCAGCCGUGGGUGAAAACAUCCAAGUGAGGCGGUUUGCAAGAUACAUUGUUGGAGAAGGCCUUGAGAAACGCAGCUACGAUAUUGCAGCUGAAGUCGCUGCUCAAGCCGAAGCACAGGCACAGAAGGUCGUCGAAGCACCGGCCACGGAAAGCACCAGCGAUAGCAGCGGCAGCUCCGAGACGGACAAGGAUGCUCAAACCAUCGCCAUCUCGGCUUCUUUGGUGAAGCAACUACGGGAAGAAACAGGAACUGGCAUGAUGGACUGCAAGAAAGCUCUGGUAGCAUGCAAAGGCGACUUUGAACAGGCGAAGGACUACCUGAGAAAGAAGGGACUGGCAAGUGCGGAGAAGAAGGCUGGGAGAAUAGCGGCAGAAGGGAUGGUGGUGAGCUACAUUCAUGCGUCACGUAUCGGCGUGCUGGUGGAGGUCAACAGUGAGACGGACUUUGUGGCGAGGAACACAGUGUUUAAGGAGCUGGCCGACGAUCUGGCGAUGCAACUGGUCGCUUGCCCGCAGGUGGAGUACGUGUCUGUGGACGACAUAUCAGCUGACAUCAAGGACAAGGAACGCGAGAUUGAGAUGCAAAGGGACGACUUGCAGAACAAGCCCGAGCAGAUUCGUGCCAAGAUUGUCGAGGGGCGCCUGAGCAAGCUGCUGGCGGAGAGAGCCCUGCUUGAGCAACCGUAUCUCAAGGACGACACCAGGCUCGUCAAAGAUGUGCUGCAAGCCAAGACGGUGAGCUUGGGCGAGAACAUCCGCGUCCGGAGGUUUGAACGCUUUACGUUGGGAGAAGGCAUCGAGAAGAAGGCUCACAAUCUUGCCGAAGAAAUCGCUGCGCUGAAGCCAGUGUGACUUCCAGGUUUCGCUCCUAAUUUUUGUUGUCCUCGAUGAAUCUGUGUAGCCAACGUUUUGCAUUGCAGUCCGAAUGUGCUGAAGUGAUCAACCAGGAACUUCCAUUCCCCCGA
This is a messenger RNA of Selaginella moellendorffii, 3383 nucleotides long. RefSeq names its product titin. Gene Ontology annotation, cellular component: mitochondrial matrix. Lineage: Eukaryota; Viridiplantae; Streptophyta; Lycopodiopsida; Selaginellales; Selaginellaceae. Gene Ontology annotation, molecular function: protein binding; translation elongation factor activity. Bases 127 to 3270 code for a protein of 1047 amino acids. Gene Ontology annotation, biological process: mitochondrial translational elongation. The record is from RefSeq and is a predicted model, not a curated record. The transcript has a single exon.